This is a messenger RNA of Manihot esculenta (cassava), 569 nucleotides long. RefSeq names its product wound-induced basic protein. The record is from RefSeq and is a predicted model, not a curated record. The transcript is spliced from 2 exons. NCBI's taxonomy places the organism in Eukaryota, Viridiplantae, Streptophyta, Magnoliopsida, Malpighiales, Euphorbiaceae. Bases 132 to 275 code for a protein of 47 amino acids.
UCUUGCCACAAAACGCUGAGCCUCAAGAGUUUUUAGUUUGUGAGCAUUCAAGGGAUAAGAGUUGCAAUCGCAGAAGCUUACUGGCACACUGAAUCUAGGGUUUAUAGGCAAGCAUUCUAUUUGUCUCUACAAUGAUCUACGACGUCAACUCUCCUCUCUUCCGUUCCUUCCUCAGCCAGAAGGGUGGCUCUUCUGAUAAGAGGAAAAUGGAGGAACAGAAGCCCAAGGAGCAAAAACCCAAAGCAAGUGAGAAUAAGCCUGUAAUGACAGAGUAAAGCUGUUAACACGGAGGGACAGGUGCCUUGUCUAUCACGCUUUAAAAUGGUUUAGAAUGGGUGAAGCCUAUUUCAAAUGCUAUCAUAUUAGGAGUUUUUUCUUGGCCAAUUUAAAUGAAUGUAUUUCUAGACAAAGAUGUGAGUUUGUGAUGAAUGCUUGUUUCGACAUGGCUGUUAAUUUGAGUUUGUGAUGGACCUGGUAUUCUGAGAAACUGUUGAGCAAUGGAUGUUCUUGAAAAGCAGAUGAUGAGAUAGCAAACUUCAAUUAAAUCAUAUGUGACUUCUGUUUCUAAA